AAUUCGGUUGUGGCUUGUGCAACAAGUAAAACCGUUAAAGUUGUUUGUCUGUUUUAAUCGUCCUACUUCAGUUUCAACCUAAGUUUAUGACUUAUUAAGUGAAAACGGUACUUAUUAAGUUUUAACGGAGUUACGGACAGAUUUCGAAAUUAUUGUUGUUUCACAGUUUUUCCCUUUUGACAUAACAUGGUUCGGCCAGGUCUUUUAACGGUGAAAGAGUCCCUUGAAGUGGCGAGAAUCGCCAAAAAAGAAGAAAGGAGGACGUUGCGCCAGUCGAUUUUAAACAGGCAGAGAAAUAUUCAAAUCAUCGAGGAAAAGUUGAAUCCAGAACAGCUCAAACAAAAAAAAAUAAAAGAAUGGAAAGAACUGAAGAAAAAGAGGCUUGAGGAGGAGAAAAAGAACAAAAAACCUCCGUUUCGGUCAUACAUAGUUGUGAGGCACACUGGCUUGUCACCUUUCAGAAAGCCAGAGCCUAAUUUAACAAAAGGUGCUGUUAAAAAUAAAAGAUCAGAUCAAAACAGUUCUCAGACGAAAUUACAAAUCCCGAAAAACAAAACGGGUUUUGCUCCAAAACUUAACCUUCCUCAGAUACCAUUCCCAAGUGUACAAGAGCGAUCUAAAAUGCCAGCUAAAAAUAUCAUCACAUUUGGUGGCAGUACAGAGGAAAAACAAAAAGCUAAUUCUAAAAAUCUGAACUCACACAGACCAAAUACAAGAACGGCAGCGAGUGGAAAGUUAUUACUAGCAAGUGAUCCUAAUCAAAGGCCAACGAGGACGGCAGCCAGUGGGAAAUUGUUCAUGGCAAAUGAUAAAGUUUUCCAGAGAACGAAAAGAACAGCAGCCAACGGGAAAUUGCUCACAUCAAAUGAUCAAACAACAGCCAGGAUUCUCCCUCAGAGGAAUGCUAAAAUUGCCAAAUCUAUAACAGCUCCUUUAAAGUGUUUACAAUUGACUGAAAUGCCAAUUGAUUCAAGCAAUAAUGGCAAAUUAAGUAGUGAUCAGAAGGAAAACGCCUGUGAUUCACAAGGGUUUCAACGAGGAAUACGACUCAGGACAAAAAACAAAUGAUAGUAAUUAAAAAAAGUUAAUUUUUCAUGCUUGUUUUAUCAUU
Messenger RNA from Cimex lectularius (bed bug), 1111 nucleotides. RefSeq lists its product as uncharacterized. Lineage: Eukaryota; Metazoa; Arthropoda; Insecta; Hemiptera; Cimicidae. The record is from RefSeq and is a predicted model, not a curated record. The coding region runs from base 187 to 1068 and encodes 293 amino acids. The transcript is spliced from 11 exons.